This is a messenger RNA of Electrophorus electricus (electric eel), 2763 nucleotides long. RefSeq names its product mannose phosphate isomerase (gene mpi). Gene Ontology annotation, biological process: carbohydrate metabolic process; GDP-mannose biosynthetic process. The record is from RefSeq and is a predicted model, not a curated record. Gene Ontology annotation, molecular function: mannose-6-phosphate isomerase activity; zinc ion binding. NCBI's taxonomy places the organism in Eukaryota, Metazoa, Chordata, Actinopteri, Gymnotiformes, Gymnotidae. Gene Ontology annotation, cellular component: cytosol.
UUGUGACUGUAAACGUUGCAGACAUGGAGGAAGUAAAAGUGUUUCCGUUAUCCUGCGUGGUCCAGAACUAUGCCUGGGGAAAGAUGGGGCUGGACAGUGAGGUGGCGAAACUUGUCGUUGGUGCAGACCCUCAAGCUGUCAUAGAUGAGGGCAAGCCGUAUGCUGAGCUUUGGAUGGGAACCCACCCAAAAGGUGAUGCCCUUAUCAAAGACAACAGGAUAUCUCAAAGAACACUUGGGCAGUGGAUCGCAGAUUACCCAGGAUGCUUGGGGUCAAAAGUCAAAGACACAUUCCAGGGACAACUACCCUUCCUCUUUAAAGUCCUGUCUGUCAACACUGCACUGUCUAUUCAGGCACACCCCAACAGGGAGCUGGCUGCCAAGCUCCAUGCCCAGUUUCCUGAGCACUACCCUGACAACAACCAUAAACCUGAGAUGGCCAUCGCUCUCACACAGUUUGAAGGCCUCUGUGGCUUCCGGCCUGUGGAGGAAAUUAUUGCCUUUCUGAAAAAUGUCCCUGAGUUCCAUGCUCUAGUAGGGAAUGAGCCUGCAGAUGAGCUGCACAGCAGCGUGGGUAACCCCGUCCGAGUCUCUCUCGCGCUGAAGAAGUGUUUCAGCAGGAUGAUGAACUGUGAAAAGAAAGUGUUUGUAGACCAGCUGAACAUGCUGGUGAAAAGGGUCUCAGAGGAAGGAGCUGUAGGGAAAGAUACAUCAGGCAGUAAUGGGGAGAUGCUACUUCGCCUCCACUCCCAGUACCCAGGUGACAUCGGCUGCUUCUCCAUCUACUUCCUGAACCGCAUUGUGCUGCAGCCAGGAGAGGCCAUGUUUCUGGGAGCCAACGAACCUCAUGCCUACCUAUCUGGAGACUGCAUUGAGUGCAUGGCCUGUUCGGAUAACACGGUCCGUGCCGGACUCACCCCGAAGUACAUUGAUGUGAACACACUGUGUGAAAUGCUAAACUACAGUCCGGCUCCAGCCAGUGCUAAAAUCUUCCCUUCGGUUCAGGACCCCUCAGACCCCUGCGUCUACCUGUAUGACCCUCCCAUACCAGACUUCACUGUCAUGAGGAUACAGGUUCCUGCCUCAGUGAGGCAGUAUGUAGUGAACCCUCUAGACUGUGCUGGCAUCCUGUUGGUGGUUCAGGGGGACGCCUGCGCUGCCUCCGCUGCCGCCCUCUCCGACACUGUGCUGAGCAGGGGCUCUGUGCUCUUCAUCUCAGCCAAUGAGAGCGUCACACUUAAGGUGACAUCAUCUGGGAUGACAAUGUUUCGGGCCUGUUGUCUGCUGUAGGUGAAAGGCUUUCUGUUCCGUGCUUCCAUGUUGAGACACAUCUCACUACUGAUAUUAAUGUCUGGGAUUUGAACCAUUAAAUGUUGUUCAUUGUUGCUUGUUGAUCAGAAAAUACAAAGGAGCACAAGCAUUAAGGAUUAGAGGUGGAAAAGUUGAGGUUCAAAAACUCUUGCCACAAUUGUGCAUCACCCAAUUUGUGUCACUGAUUAAUCUGGUUGCCAAUUUUAGCUCAUUAGCAAAGCUAAGUGGUUGGAAUAAACAGCUGGGCAGGAUUUUUACAUUUGGAACCUGGACUUUUCACCAGUUGAUGAUAAACAUCUUAAUUUUAGCAGACAUCAUACACAUACAUACAUAAGGAAGAAAGACACACACACACACACACACACCAGCACAUAUAUGGGAACAUAUUGUGGUGUCUUUUCCUUGUGGUCUUGUCACUUGAAUCUUAUCAGAGUUUAAUUAAGGAAAGAUAUUUUAUUAAUGGUGUGUUAGGUGAACUGAUAACAAACGAUAUGCCAGACUAUUUCCCUCUUUCCAUUAAACUCAUGAAUGUGUCAAUUCUAAUGGGUGAGCAUGACAAGUCUUCUUUCCAAUUAAAAAGCCCCUUUUCCCAAAUGUGAUAUCUAAGCAAGAACAAAAACAAGCAUCUCCAUUAAUUAGGAGUAUGAACAUUUAACUUUCUCCCUAUUAAGAUGCCCAUGCAUGUAUUAAAAAAAAACAAACAGGUAAAACUCUGAUUUGAGUCAACCCAUGUAGAACAACUAUUCAGAAUUUAGCAAUAUAUACGUGCAUGGUUUGUCUACUUUUAUAUAUGUUUGACUAUGAAAUUAACAUUUAUGGUUAAUUAAUGUAAGCAAUGUACUUCAAACAGGGUUAAUGAGCUGAGUGUGUGGAGAGCUGAUAAAGGUUAGGGUCCUUAAGGUCUCCAUCAUCUGGAUUUCACUUUUACCAAGUGAAAACACUACUCACUCUUCAGGGACUUUAUUUCAUACAACGCUGAAAAUCUACUACUCUUUUGGUCAAAUUAUUGAAAUGUAUUGACCUUUCUAAUUACACCUUUCAGGUGCUAAAUAUGAGGUUUAACUUUGGUGAAAAAGCAAAUAAGUCUGUAUGGUUAAAGGUUGCACAUUUGCAAACUCUGAAUUUUUAUUACAUGUAUCUAAAUUUGAGUUGUAACUAAUGCUUCCUGUGCACUGAUAUUCCUCUGCAGCUCAGUUCGUGUGUCUGGCUAGAUACUGCUUGCACUAGAGUUAUUAUCCUGAUGUUUGUUUACUGUACAUCUUGUGCACUUUUACCUGUGAUCAACUGAGGCAAAUUGUGUCUCAAAUCUACAAACUGGACUUCAUAUUAUUUACAUGUGGUUGCUACCUCCAGUGAAGGUUUGGAAUGAAGGCAUGGAUUGGCAUUUUUGCAUUUGCAGUGGCAUGGGUUUGUCAAGGCUGUACGUAAACCAUAAUAAAUUACAGUAGUCAUU